CACAACCCAGAUAGUACUACUGAAGAGUAUUUCCGUGACUUACCUCGGCAAACAAACGAUGACUAUAUGUGGGAACUGUAUUUGUGUUUUGUUGUGUUGGUUUUUGGGAGUUUCAUCGGGACUUCGGUCAGUCGCUCUGAGUCUGACCGGGAAAUGGAGUCUUUCCAACUCCAACGGCUCAGUGUCGCUGCCCGCUGAGGUUCCCGGAUGUGUUCAUUCAGCUCUACAGCAACAGGGAUUCAUCCAGGACCCGUACUUUAGAUUUAACGAUGUGUCUUAUCGGUGGAUCGCCUUCGACAACUGGACGUACACGACCACGUUCACCGCCUCCACCCAGCUGAGAGCCAGUCGGAAGGUGCAGCUGGUCUUUGACGGCGUUGACACUGUUGCAUCGAUUUGGCUCAAUGGAGUCGCUGUCGGGAAGACGGACAACAUGUUUCGUAGAUAUGACUUCCCAGUCAGCAGCUUGCUGAAGGACGGGGGUAAUGUGCUGAAAGUGAGCUUGUCGUCUCCAGUUCUGUAUGCGUCUGAGCGGCGGAAAGCUCACUCCGCCUACAGAGUUCCUCCUGAAUGUCCUCCAGACGUCCAGAAGGGGGAAUGCCACGUCAAUUUCAUCAGAAAAGAGCAAAGCUCGUUCAGUUGGGAUUGGGGCCCCUCGUUCCCCACGAUGGGCCUGUGGAAGGGAGUUCGCCUGGAGGCGUUUGAUGUCCUGCAGCUCAUCCAGGUCUCCGCUGUCCCUCUCCACAAUCUCAGCCUCUCUCGGUGGAGAGUCCAGGUGGAGCUUCUCGUCGAUGCGGUCCAGACGACUAACGGGCAAAUCGUUCUCUCCAUGCCCGAGCUGGACUCCGAGCAGAUCCUGCAGACUCAGUUUCUCCCAGGAAAGACCAAGAACAGUUUCACCUUAAACAUCAACACGAGCAGCCCGGUGAAGCUGUGGUGGCCCAACGGGCACGGAGGCCAACCCUGUUAUCGUCUCGUCGUGCGAGGCUUCCAGGGUCGCUUUUUGGUCCUGAAUACAGAGCUGAAGGUGUAUUUCCGCUCAGUAGAACUGGUCCAGGAGCCGAUAGUCGGCUCUCCAGGCUUGAGCUUCUAUUUUCGCAUCAAUGGGAAACCGAUUUUCCUCAAAGGCUCCAACUGGAUCCCAGCGCACUCCUUCCAGGACCAAGUGACUCCUGCCGUCUUGAGGAACUUGCUGCAGUCGGCCGUGGACGCCAGCAUGAACGCCCUCAGGGUCUGGGGGGGAGGCGUGUAUGAACAGGAUGCUUUCUACAGCAUCUGUGACGAGAUGGGAAUCAUGGUCUGGCAGGACUUCAUGUUUGCCUGUGCGAUGUAUCCCACUGAGGACGACUUCAUCCAGACAGUCAGAGAAGAAGUCGUCCAACAGGUCCAGCGCCUCAAAUCUCAUCCCUCCAUCAUCACUUGGAGCGGCAACAACGAAAACGAAGCUGCCCUGGCGACGGACUGGUUCAACAUCCCAGUUUCUCAGAGACCGGCGUACCUGAAAGACUAUGUGACGCUGUACGUGGACAACAUCAGGGCGGUCGUUCAAGAGGAGGACCCGAGUCGCCCGUUCCUCGUCUCCAGCCCGACUAACGGCGCUGAAUCUGAGCAGGAGGGCUGGGUGGCCUCGAACCCCUACGACCCGCACUACGGGGACACGCACUUCUACAGCUACACCCUGGACUGCCGGGACUGGAGGACUUUCCCUCGGACGCGCUUCGCCUCCGAGUACGGCUUCCAGUCCUGGCCGUCCUUCUCCACUCUGCUGCCGGUCUCCGUCAAAGAGGACUGGAGCUACAACAGUCAUUUCUCUUCCCACCGCCAACACCAUGAGGAUGGGAACCAGCAGAUGUUGCUGCAGGCCGCUCUACACUUCCACCUGCCCAACUCCACGGACCCCGUGAAAAGAUUUACAGACACUCUCUAUAUCACUCAGGUCAUGCAGGCCGAGUGUGUGAAGACACAGACAGAGUUUUACCGGCGAAGUCAGAGUGAGAUCGUUGGGGGCAAAGGUCGCACCAUGGGCGCUCUCUACUGGCAGCUCAACGAUGUCUGGCAGGCGCCUUCCUGGUCGUCCAUCGAGUUCGGUGGGAAGUGGAAGAUGCUGCAUUAUUUUGCGCAGAACUUCUUUGCCGCCGUGCUGCCGGUCGGCUUCGAGGACGGCGACACGCUGUUCGUCUACGCCGUCUCGGACCUGAGUCACGAGCUGACGCUCCGGGCUGCGGUGUCCGUGUUCUCCUGGUCUCACCUGGAUCCGGUGUGCACGCUGAAGUCGGACCUGCUCCCGAUCUCCGGAGGCAGCGCUGCGACCGUUUUCAAACAGCCGGUCGCCGACCUGCUGGCAGGAUGUGGAAGCUGCACCCGUCUCACCUGCCUGCUCACCUUCCACCUGGAGGACAGCGGCGGCCAGCAGGGUCCCAGCAACCACCACUUCCUGUGCUCGCCCAAAGACGCUCAGGGACUCCAGAGACCCAACAUCACAGCCAGGGUGCAGCAGGAUGAGGCCGGCUACAGCGUCGCCCUCCACUCCGCCUCCGUGGCUCCUUUCGUCUGGCUCGAUGUGGGAAAUAUCCCCGGACGCUUCGGCUCCAACGGCUUCCUGAUGGCUUCGAGGACCCGGACGGUCCGGUUCAACGCUUGGCGGAACACCAGCGUCGAGGAACUCUCCAGAUCGCUCACCGUCACGUCUCUGAGGGACGUAUACUGACCCGAGACCAGCCAGCCUCCGUCCUUUAUGAAAGAGAUGCUGUGACGGAGAUUUGACCUUUUGAGUGUCAAGACAGAUUUGGGGGGGACUGAAGCUGACACUUAUUACCGAUUUUCGAAAUAUUAAAACUUUCUUGCCGAAACCAACACUUUUUGGUUUCUCAUAAAAGCCUCAGAAAUCGGAAACAUUUCCAAACAAAGUAAACUAUUGAAGGCGGUUUCGACAACAGGGUGACCGACUGUAGACAUGAAGUGUUCAUUCACACACAAAAACAUCGGGCGAUGGAAUGAGGUGAACAAGCCAAUAUGAAUCUCACACAUCUUGAUUAUUCAGCUGCUGAAACACAUGAGUAAUUCAUUCAUUAAGUUUAAUUAAAUGACAAAUUGUCUCAUUUCCUGCACGGAUCAGAAGACAAAAUAUAAUGUGAACUGGUUUUGGUCUUUCAGAUAAUUUUGUAAAGUUUGUGUAAAUGUGUUUUCUACUGAAUGAAGAUACAUUUGUGUAUAUUUGUUGUUGGACAUCAAAUAAUUAGAUUCUGUUGACCAAUGUUUAAAAAAAAUAUUUAAAAAUGAACUUGUAUCAAUUUCAAUUGAAUAAAUGUUUCUUUUAUAAAAAUCAAA
Messenger RNA from Pseudoliparis swirei, 3327 nucleotides. It is a transcript of the gene manba, whose product is annotated as mannosidase, beta A, lysosomal. NCBI's taxonomy places the organism in Eukaryota, Metazoa, Chordata, Actinopteri, Perciformes, Liparidae. Bases 59 to 2707 code for a protein of 882 amino acids. Gene Ontology annotation, molecular function: beta-mannosidase activity. The transcript is spliced from 17 exons. The record is from RefSeq and is a predicted model, not a curated record. Gene Ontology annotation, biological process: carbohydrate metabolic process; glycoprotein catabolic process.